AUGAAAUCAAACGCAGAAUUUGCUGUGACGCGUUGGGAAGUGCAUGAGACCGAGACAGAUUGCAAUCUAAUCAUUCGCUCAACCUCAGGACAAGUGUUCUAUUGCCAUAUCAACCCCGACAAAUUCAUUGAUUCUCCUACUGUUCUUGAACAAUAUCUCAAAUGUCUCAAGAUUCUACAAACUGGUGAGCAGGAGAUCGAUGAUUUUUAUGACGACGAUGCCUACGAAUGGCUGUCUCAAUCCUUUGCCACGUUGAUCACCCAGCUGUUACGGUCUUCGGGCAUGGACGCUGUUGUGAAUCCGACCUUGGCGCAUUAUCUAUUUCCUUCCAAAGUAUACAACAUUCAACUCUUUGCAGUGGAUGAUAAGAUGGGGCCUGAAGUAGUCAAUUCUAAACAUCACGGCUGGAUUAAUCCCAUUAUCGAGGUGGAUAAUGACUUCAUACGCGAACUUGACCAGUGGACUCGAUCUUACGCAACGUCCGACGUGCAAUUAUGCUACGAUCGCCCCGAAGACAGUCUUGUUAAGACACCCAAACGAACAAUUGCAUUCAAUCAAGACGGACAGCCAGUCCAAUGCUUUUUCAAACAAUUCGGCUUGUCAUUUGGUUCGUCGCAUGCAAAAAAGGAGCUUGAGGCAAUGAAGAAAAUUACUCUGGCCCAGUCCCGCCCACCACCUGACACAUUUAUCUGUCGACUGAUUGGAGUAAUACGGGAAAACAGCAAGAUAUUUGGAAUGUUGUUUGCCUGGAUAGACGCGGAGUGCGUAUUAUCAAAGGCUAGAGCAGCAAAAACCCCGGCUACCUUGAGGGGACGCUGGUUAUCACAAAUUAAUAGAUCAGUCCAGUGGUUGCACGAAGAAGGAAUCGUCUGGGGCGAUGCCAAAGCAGAUAAUGUUCUCAUAGAUAAGAACGAAAACGCGUGGAUCAUUGAUUUCGGUGGUAGUUACACCCCGGGUUGGGUUGAUAAAGACAAAGCCGAGACUCUGGAAGGCGACUACCAAGGUGUGGGCAAGAUUAAUGAGAUGUUACGUCGAUGA
This is a messenger RNA of Fusarium sp. VM40, 1038 nucleotides long. NCBI's taxonomy places the organism in Eukaryota, Fungi, Ascomycota, Sordariomycetes, Hypocreales, Nectriaceae. The record is from the annotation of a GenBank genome assembly.